CUGAUACUGUCUGAAAGCGGGGUCAGUGACCGCAGGGAUGUGUACCCCUGUGUGUCACACACACUUUUGCUUACAUUCCCUCAGUAGUUUCAUGAUCAUCACCCCUUUCCUGCUUGUCGAAAAAACGUACUUACUUAACAGCUUUCAGAGGAACUACAAGAGCGAUCUGCCUUUCAGCCACACAGAAGAAGGUGGAACUCAAAUAAACAGAUUACGUCUCAAACCCAAAUCAGCUCAUCAUGUGUACGGGGAAAUGUGCUAAAUGCACCGCAGACCUUCUCUUUCCAUUCAGCAUCAUAGCCAUAAUUGGAAACAUCCUGCUGUUUUUCCCUAACGGCGAGGUGUGGAGGACAGAGGAGAUCACAGAAAUCAUCUGGUUCUUUCCCGGAGUCAUCGGCGGAGGCCUGCUGGUGUGUUUGCCUGCGGUGGUGAUGAGGGCGGCUGGGGUCGAGGGCAGCUGCUGUGCAAACAGAUGUGGGAUGCUGCUGGCCAUGCUGAUGUCAGUGCUGGGAGCUGCUGGAUCAGUGUACUGUAUGAUCAUCAGUGUGAUCGGCCUGCAGGACGGGCCUCUGUGUGACACAGGAGACGGCGUCUUCAUCUACCCCUUCAUCAACACCACCGCAGAAGAGAGUUACCUGUUCAACCAGACGUGGUGGCAUGUGUGUGAGAGGCCGAGGAACGUGGCGAUGUGGAACGUGGUUCUGUUCUCCAUUCUGCUGAGCGUGGGGACGCUGGAGGCUCUGCUGCUAUUAGCGCAGGUGGUGAACGGGCUGAUCGGCUGCCUCUGUGGGACCUGCAUGAACAAGAACCAGCAGACACAGAUGGCCUGAAGACCAAACACACACACUCCAGCAUGAGGAUCUGCACAGCGAAGAAGAGCACAGCAACAUCCACACACACCUACAGGAGCUUACACACACAUCUACAAGAACACACACACACACCUACAGCAACAUCCUUCCACACAUCUGCAGGAACACACACACACACACACACACACACACACGCACACACACACACACACACACACACACACACACACACACACACACACACACACACACACACACACACACACACACACACACACAAUUUAAGAAAUAUCCACCCACCCCCGCUUAUUCUGGCUAGCUCCACACAAGCUCCUGACGUAUCUGUAACCAAUCAGCGGUCAGCUGCGUGUGUAGCUCCGCCUUUCUCGUGUUUUGGUACCCGUUUGAAAGGGUGCUGUAAUAGUGGUACGGUGCGGUUCGCCUUUUGACAGUGGAAACGGCUAUUAAAGCGUACCGAACUGUACCACUCAGUGUAAACGGGCCAGUAGAAUCAUAAUGUUCUCGCAGUGUAUUUUGUAAUGUCGAGCAGCGCUAGCUGUGAAGCCGAGCACAUGGUGCAGCCCAGAGUGAACCUUUUCACUUCAUCAGUGAGAAUAGAGUCUGCUUUAGCUGUAACCUGAUAUAUUUCUCUCUGCGAUGUGUACUGUGCAGCACAUUGGUCAACCUUUGGUUCUGUUUAAUAGUGCUUUAUAAAUAAACAUGACGUUGAACAGUG
Messenger RNA from Danio rerio (zebrafish), 1548 nucleotides. NCBI's taxonomy places the organism in Eukaryota, Metazoa, Chordata, Actinopteri, Cypriniformes, Danionidae. The record is from RefSeq and is a predicted model, not a curated record.